ACAAACAUACUCUUGCUCAUUGGCAAGCUACAGAAUUAACAAGUGUUGAGAAUGGACCUUGGGAAUUUGGAAAUUACCGUUAUUUAGGAACUUCUUCCGAAUUAAAAAAAAGUGACGAUACAUUAAAUGAGAAGAGAUUAAAAGAUAUUGAGAGAAUCAAUCAUAUUAUCGAAAAUGAUCUUACUAUAGAUGAUAUCUUAAAAAAUAAAAAAAAACUAUUACCUUGGAGUUGGUUAAGAAGUUUAAAAGAUCUUGAAUACUUGAUCAAAAAAGAGAAAGAGAUUAGAGAAGCAAAUAUUAAAAGAUUUUGGCGUCCGUGCUGUAUUUAUUUAUUUGGACCUGGUGGCUCCGGUAAAUCUGGAUUAGUGCAAAAACUAUUUAGAGAAGAACUUUACUCAAAACCUCAGAAGCAAAAAAGUGGUUCUAAUUGGUGGAAUGGUUACUCUGGUCAAGAUAUAGUUUUUUUGAUGAAUGAUAUUGUCAAGUUAUUAAAUGAUACCGACGAACAUGUUGAGAUAAAAAAUAAAGGCUUUAUUCCUUUUCUAGCGAAAUAUGUUUUUAUGACUUCUAGGAAAGCUUCUCAAGAAGCAUUUAAUUUUGGAAACGGUCAGUUUGAACGAAGAUUAGAUUUUAUAAUUCAGUUUACUGGUAAUUGGAAAAAUAAAACCACACAAAUCCAUUUUCUUAAAGGUUCUGAAGAGGAUUUUCGAAAUAUGAAUUGGAAGAUUGAAUUUGAUAGAAGUGAAUUUUCAAAUGAUCAAAUAGUCGAAAAAAUAAAAACAUCAGGUUUUAAAGAUGGAGAAAUCAUUUUCGAUAACGAAAAGGUUUUAUGGAAACAAAAUUUCCCAGAAUUUAAAAAAAAAUAUCUUCGAGACUAUCCACAUAGCAAGUCUUUAUAUGAAUACAAAUUGGAACUCGAGAAUCCUGAAUCAGUCUACAAUUCUGAGAUGAGUGAAUAUAACUCAGACGAUUCUCAAUAUACAAAAGAGAAAAA
Messenger RNA from Racocetra fulgida, 994 nucleotides. The record is from the annotation of a GenBank genome assembly. NCBI's taxonomy places the organism in Eukaryota, Fungi, Glomeromycota, Glomeromycetes, Diversisporales, Gigasporaceae.